Panicum virgatum (switchgrass) is the source of this 701-nucleotide messenger RNA. RefSeq names its product proline-rich receptor-like protein kinase PERK2. The annotation marks the transcript as partial. The transcript has a single exon. Lineage: Eukaryota; Viridiplantae; Streptophyta; Magnoliopsida; Poales; Poaceae. The record is from RefSeq and is a predicted model, not a curated record.
ACCCGCAAAAUCCCAAUUUUCUCCUCACACGAGCGCUCCCUUCCCUCCCCAAAUACUAGCUCCUUGGCCACCAUCCCCCACCUUGCUCAGCUCCGCAGAUGUCGUCCACGCCGCCGCCGCCGGUGUUCGGCAAGCCGGGCAACCUCACGGUCUCCGUCACCCUGUCGCCAGACACGCCGAGCUCGCCUGAGCCGGAGAGCCCGGGGUCCGAGUUCUCCACACCCCCUACGAGUCCCCGCUCUGAGGACUCGCCUGAAUCGCCGCCGUCCACCCCGUCGGCGCUGGCACAGAGAGCGCCUCCACCCCCGCUUGAUGGUUCGGUCCCCACGCGGCCGCAGGUCAGGACGGUCUCUCCGCUAUUUCCCACCCCUACGAGUCCCCGGGCCGAGUACUCUCAUGAAUCGCCGCCGUCCAGCCCGCCGGCGCCGGCGCAGAGGACCCAUCCGCCCCCACUGGAUGAUUCGGUCCCCACACCGCCGCUGGUCGGGACGGUUUCUCCGCUGCUUCUCGCCCCAACGAGUCCCCGCGCCGGUUACAUGCAUGAAUCGCCGCCGUCCACCCCACCGGCGCCGGCGCAGAGAGCCUCUCCACCUUCACCUGUAGAUUCCAUCCCCACGCCACUCGUCAGGACGGUCUCUCCACUGCUUCAUGCGGAGGAGCUCUCCCAGACCCCGCCGGUCGAGGUGCUGCCGCAGUGCCGC